This is a messenger RNA of Linum trigynum, 801 nucleotides long. Lineage: Eukaryota; Viridiplantae; Streptophyta; Magnoliopsida; Malpighiales; Linaceae. The record is from the annotation of a GenBank genome assembly.
CCUAGGGGAUUCCCUAUGGCGAGAUAGCCCAAGCUCACCAUGGGACAAUAAACAUUGUCAGCCUAUAGAAGGUCAUGCACCUGUCAAGAAAAUGAUCGAUCGACACUCUAGCCGCUCCGCUGAUGCUGGAAAUACAAGGUCAGUCCGGCCACCUCCCAUUGAGAACCAUGGCAAGAUCCGUACCCCCCGAGCUGCAGCUACGCCCCAGGAGGCUCACAACUUGUCCACCUCCUCAGUGUAUGAACAAACUCGGCGCCGUCGUUUAAUUCUCGAGGCUGAGUCGGAGGAGGAUGACCCGUUUCUACCCAUGCAUGACAUGGCUCAUACUAGCCCACUGGGGAAAUCGGAGAUGGCGGCUGGUAACUUUAGCCAACAUGCGAACAAAGUUGAGCUCAUACCACCACCUCAGAAGCCCGCUCGAGGAAUACGCACAUCGAUCCAGACUGCUCCACGUGAUGUGGGGGCUAGGAAGAAAGGCUGAGGAGACUUAGCAAAAAAAGGCUCGACUAGACUGCAGGCAGCAGCGAACAAGCCAACUGAUCUUGCUGAAGGAAAUUGGGUGGCAGUCCCAAUCAAAGUAGCUUCGGAUUUAAUUCCCGAAACUGAGCUUCCUCCACCAAGCUAUGAAAAUAAGAAGGGUUCGCCUGACUCGAGCCCGGACGAGAAUGCUCUCCUCUUUGAGCUGAAACGACGCAAUCCAAGGGAGUCACGUCCUUCUCAUCAAGCAAAACGUAGUCAUGUUAAGCGCGUGGUACAAGCCUUUGGGGCAGGAGUGAAUCUCGAUAAAUCAGUCGAGGAUAC